Lutzomyia longipalpis is the source of this 2282-nucleotide messenger RNA. Its product is annotated as peroxisomal carnitine O-octanoyltransferase. Gene Ontology annotation, molecular function: carnitine O-octanoyltransferase activity. The transcript has 9 exons. The coding region runs from base 262 to 2121 and encodes 619 amino acids. Gene Ontology annotation, cellular component: peroxisome. The record is from RefSeq and is a predicted model, not a curated record. Lineage: Eukaryota; Metazoa; Arthropoda; Insecta; Diptera; Psychodidae.
CAAAACGCCGUUGGCGCGCUCUGGUGAAAAAAUUGGACACUGGAAAAAAAUGAAAACAAACACAUUAAAAAAUCGUGUGCAUUUCAAUCGUGAAUUAAACGCCGUAUAAAGACGAUUGGAGCAGCAGUAAUAGUGAAAGUGAACGUGCCAGGUGCUGUAGAGGUAUUUUAUCAAUGAGUCUGGUUUUUGCGGUGCCCCACACGCGCGCAAAUUGAAUCCAAACUUCCUCCGGCUGUCCAAGGGGACAAAGUCCAAAAAGUCAUGGCGUUGCAGCGGCGAGAUUUGAUUUUUGUGUGCAGCGAAGGUGAUCCCAGUACUUUUGAGCAGGAUGAACUGGCUCCAGCUCUGCCCCUGCCCACACUGGCGGACACAAUGGAGCGCUACUAUGACUCCCUGAAACCCUUUGGCACGGAAGAGGAGCUAAAGGCAUCCCGGAAGACGAUUGAGGACUUCAAAGUAGGCAUCGGGAAGAAGUUGCAAGAGAUUUUGGAGAAGAAGGCGCAGUCCGAGAAGAACUGGGUAGCAAAAUGGUGGGAUGAUUAUGCAUACUGCACACUCAGGAUGCCUCUUCUUCCUUUUUGCGGCAUGAUUCAUCCGUUCAAUUUACAAAGCGCCGGCAUUCCGGAGACACAUGAAAUGUCUCUGAAGACAACAGCGUGGAUGUUUUACCAUAUAAUGGAAUUUUGGAAGCUUCUACGGCAGGAGCGUAUAAAGUCCGGGUCAACGAGCUCUGCCCCACUAACGUCCUUCCUCCAUCGUCGUCUCUACAAUUCGUGCCGCCUGCCCGGAGAGACGAUGGACACUGUAUGGAGUGCCUUUAAAACUUACAAGGAAGGAUCAUGCCCGAGUCAUUCAAUUGUCCUCUGUCGUGGAAGAAUCUUCAUGUUUGACUGUGUCGAUGAAGAAGGAGAAAUCCUCACACCUCUAGAAUUCUUUGCCCUUUUCACGGCUAUUCGGGAGGAAGUUGCAAGGGAUGGAGGAGAACCAGGUGCUGGGGUGGCUGUAUUGACGUCAGAUAAUCGAACAAAUUGGGCAAUCAACCGGAAGAAGUUGAUGGAAUUGACGGAGAACAACAGGAAGGUACUUGAGCUGAUUGAGAGCGCUGUCGCGGCGAUUAAUCUCGAUGAUCAACAACCCAGCGAUUACACCGAAGUCGUAGCUGAUAUCAUGGGUGGAGACUUGGAGCAGAGAUGGGCAGAUAAAAGUCUCAACUAUGUCUCAUUUGCCAAUGGGAAAAUUGGCUGUGCUGGCGAACACACCUGCUUCGAUGGCACCAUUGCAGUUCACCUGAGCGCUUUCCUGCUGGAGAGUCUCUCCAGUGGUGUGGAGCCCAAUUGGAGCAACGUGCAACCUCUGCGGAAGUCACCUGUUGAACUUAUCUUCGAUCUCGAUGACAAUCUCCGUACUGAAAUCACCCGAAUGAAAAGCACAGCGAGACAGCACAAACUAGCAUGUGGGGUUGAUUAUUCGCAUUUCAUGGACUUUGGAAAGGAGGCGAUUAAGCCAUGCAAAAUCCAUCCUGAUGCAUUCAUUCAAUUGGCACUUCUACUCACAUACCAUCGUCUCCAUGGCGAAUUUGCACCAACUUACGAGACAGCUCUCAUGAGAAAUUACUACAAGGGCCGAACUGAAACUGUUCGUUCGUGCAGUGAAGAUGCUGUGAAAUGGAUUAAAUGCAUGGUGGAUGCCGAAGUGUCGAUUCCGACAAAGGCGAAAUUAUUCAGAAUAGCAGCAAAGAGACAAACUCAACUUAUGAAUGAUGCAAGAUCCGGCAGAGGAAUUGAUCGGCAUUUAUUCGCACUGUGGUGUAUUGCAUAUGAGAAUGGAUUUGAAAUUCCCAAACUCUAUGACGAUCCCCUCUAUUCGCGAAGCGGUGGCGGAGGUAAUUUUAUUCUAUCAACGAGCACCCUGGGAUUCAGUGUUUGUGGCGGCUGUGUGGCCCCCAUGUGCCUCGAUGGUUAUGGGACUUUCUACAAUAUUUUACCCAACAGUAUUAUUCUCAUAACAACGGUAUACAAUGAAAGUAAAAAGACAAAUUGCAAGAAAUUCACGCAAUUCUUUCACGAUUCACUUCGAACAAUCCGAGAGAUUCUUGAAUGGGAGACUUCAUCGAAACUAUAAAGGUAUUAGACUUUUUUUUUUUACUUCUUUUCACACGUGUGUUUUUUAUACUUAUCUGGAUUGGUUGUGAUGGUAGUAAAUUUUACGUUUUUUUUUUAAAUAUAAUUUUAUACACAAAAACAUAAAGAGAUAAAAAUAAAAUUUAAUAAAAAUUGUAGAGA